AAAAUACAAAGCAUCCACAUCGUCUCAGUCCCUGUAUCGCGUCUGCUCUGCUCACUUCGUUCAUAUCCGCGCGGAUGAUUCACUGUGAAAAUAUCGUUGGAAUAUGUGCUCCAUAUUAAUUAAUACGUGAUCGUUAUUUAAGAAAAGAGAUAAAUCGAAAGAAGCAAAAAACAACAGCAUGGUGAUAUAAUUCGACUGUAAUUUUGUAACCACUGCAACGACUAUGCUUUUGUGGAUAUUAAGCUGCCUAAACCUAUUAACGGCUUCUGUCUUGUGUUUAUCUACGAGUGAAAUAGAAGCAGAGAAGAGUGGUUGGAAUUUUGAUCCAAAUACACAAUAUCAUAUUCAAACGGAUGAAGGGCCUGAAAGGUACUUUCGUUUUCAAACAUUAAAUGGGCAAUACAGGAAGGAAAAGAGAUUAGUCGAUGGUACAGUGAUUGGUACAGAGGGUUGGUUAGACCCUCUUGGAUAUUUACGAUUAAAAGACUACAUAGCAGACAGUAACGGAUUUCGAAUUCUGAGGUCGAAAAUGUUGUAUGUAGGUAAAGACAGACCUAUUUACAAUGCUGUAGUGGAUGCGAAAAGAACGCCACCUCAAACUGGAAUUCUUGUAAAACCAACACGCCCACCAAAUCCUUUCAGGCAACCAGAAGCAAAUGUUCCGUUAGUUGGCAACGAUAUUAAUUCCAAUUAUUAUGUUAGCACCACUGACAAACCUCAGGAUCAUUCAUCUCCUGCAUCUAGUUCAAACACCGACUAUUAUUACGAUCCGAAUCGAGCAAGAUUUUCCCCUGGGUCUCGUAAUUCAAAUAAUUAUUCUAAACCUCAAAAUGCUUACCAAAAUCUUCUUUACCGAUCGAACGAAGUACCUGUAGCACGUAAUGAACGAUUGAAACCAAAUAUUCAGUUAUCAACGGCUACAUCACGAAAGAGUUCAACAUUUCCUGAAUAUGAUGGAACAUAUAAUGUUGCUAAUGGAUUUCAAUAUUACCUGAAAAGGCAGUAUCAUGAAGAGGAACAAGAACCAAAUGGUGCAAACGUCGGUUCCUUUGGCUAUGUUGAUCCAUUUGGUAUUCGAAGAGUAAUUUAUUACAAAACAGACCCACAAACUGGUGGUUUCCAUCAUCAGAAAAAUAACAAGUACGUAGGAUUUGCGUCAACACCGUAUGACCUGUCAUUACCUAAUUUGUACAGACGUAACCUGCGAUCUGUAAAAUAAUACGUUUCUUUGAAGUUGUUUUUGUAACGACACUGGUAUGUAGAUGCCAUGCAAGCGAAAUUAUUAUUGUUCGUAAAUGAGAUCUAUUAUUGGAAUUUCUUUUCUCUCUGUACGUAGUUACUAAUGUAAAAUUCAAUGAAAUUACACAAAUUGUAAUGGAAUUUUCAUAUGUAUACGUUGGUAACAAGUUUUACCUAUUGUACAUAUGAUGUGUAUUUCUAUUAUUUUACGUUGGUAACACAGUUUACGACGAAAAAGGAUCUAAAACCUCCAAAGUUUAGUUUGCGUUACCAGAAAUUGUAAACUGUAAACACUA
Molecule: messenger RNA, 1535 nt
Organism: Eufriesea mexicana
Lineage: Eukaryota; Metazoa; Arthropoda; Insecta; Hymenoptera; Apidae
Exons: 5
Coding region: 224-1219 (331 amino acids)
Cellular component (GO): chitin-based extracellular matrix
Molecular function (GO): structural constituent of chitin-based larval cuticle
Source: RefSeq, a predicted model, not a curated record